AUGAAUAAAAAGAAAUCAAAGAAAGAACCAAUAAAAAAAAAAGAAUAUAACAAAGUGAAACAUGUAAAAUUUAGAAGAAUUAAGAAAAUAGAUUUUAAGGAGGAAAAAAUACGAAAAGAUAAAAGAAAAUUUAAUAAACGUAAAAAGAAAUUUGAUACACUUUAUAAAAAAAAAGAGUAUGAAAAAAAAUUGAUAGGGCAAAAAAAUGAAUACAUCAACUUGAAAAAAGAAUUAGAAAAUGAAAAUUUUGAUACGGAAAGACAAUGUGUUUUUAUAAUAAGAAAUGAUAUUAAUUGUCUGCACAACGAUUCAAAAUUGUUAUUAAAGGAAUUGAAGCUUAUUAAUAAGUAUGAUGGAAUAAUACUAAUAAACACAGAAGAAAACAUGAAAAAGCUUUAUGUUAUAAAACCAUAUAUUUGCUAUGGAUAUAUUAAAAAAUAUAAUUUUUAUAAUCUUAUGGAAAAAAGACUUUAUAUAAAAGAUAAAGAUCAAAUAAAAAGAUGUGAUUCGAAUAAAAUGAUUGAACAAAUAUUUAGUAAAGAAGGAAUAUAUUCCUUCAGAUCUUUUUGUGAUUAUAUUUUUGAAUGCAAAGAUAAUGCAGAUAUUAUAACUAAAAAUUAUAUUUAUCCAUUUGAUUUUUCCUUUUUAAAUACCAAGAUGACUUUUGACUUUUUACAAUUUAAACAAGAAUUUAAAGGAUUCUUAAAAAAUGAAAUUAAUGAAAUAUUAGAAAAAAUUAUAUAA
Messenger RNA from Plasmodium gaboni, 744 nucleotides. RefSeq names its product putative 60S ribosomal protein L7-2. Gene Ontology annotation, biological process: maturation of LSU-rRNA from tricistronic rRNA transcript (SSU-rRNA, 5.8S rRNA, LSU-rRNA). NCBI's taxonomy places the organism in Eukaryota, Apicomplexa, Aconoidasida, Haemosporida, Plasmodiidae. Gene Ontology annotation, cellular component: cytosolic large ribosomal subunit. The coding region runs from base 1 to 744 and encodes 247 amino acids. Gene Ontology annotation, molecular function: RNA binding; structural constituent of ribosome. The record is from RefSeq and is a predicted model, not a curated record. The transcript is spliced from 3 exons.